CUCAUAGUCUCAUUACGUUGGACACGUGUUCUCUCAGUUGUCUUUUGAAAGGGGAAAUUACCAUCACCACAUGUUCUCUCUUUAACUAAACAAAAGAUGAAACCAAUAAAAUUUUCCAAGACAAGCUCCUAUGGACCCGGUCAACUGAAACUUCGGUUAAAUCCCCUAUAUCUCUUUUCUUCCCUUUUAUAUUUUUCACCAUAAGUAAUUUAAUACUUAAUUACCGCAUUUAAGAAAAUCUCACAUUCACACAUUUAAAGAUGACAAGGACCAUUACGCUCCUAUCUAUUGCCGUCGCCGUCUUGGCCAUCACCGCCGUCUUCGCCGCUGAUCCUCCAACACCAGCCGGAGCGCCUAAAGCCAACGCCAACAAAAGCUCACCCACUGCUUCUCCCACCGCAGCAGCAUCCCCCAAACAACCCUCCGGAGCAGCAUCCCCAAAACCAACCGCCGCAGGAUCCCCAAAACCACCCGCCGCAGGGUCCCCAAAACAAACCGCUUCCGCCCCAACCUCGCCGCCUACGGCCUCUGCUCCCACCACCACCAAGAAGAACUCCUCCGCCACUCCAAGCGCUUCCCCAUCUUCAGGUGGUGGCGCCCCCGCAAACGCUCCAAAAUCUUCGUCAGCCAAAACUCCGUCUCCAAGCCCCGACUCAAGCUCCGGAGGUCCUACCAGCUCAUCCGAAGGUCCUACAAGCUCAUCGGAAGGUCCUACAAGCUCGUCCGAAGGCCCUACAAGCUCGUCUGAAGGUCCUACUAGCUCGUCCGACUCACCAUCCGCAUCGUCUCCGCCGUCUCCGACACCAGACAUGUCUCCGUCGUCGUCCCCUGAUGAAGGACCCACCAGUGAAGGCCCCGAAGCUUCAGCUCCGACGGGAAGAGCCUCGUCGCUUGAGAUCUCUAUCUCUGGAUCUGUUCUCAUCGCAGCUGCAUGGUUCUUCUUCAUAUGAUGAAAUGUUACUCCUGUGUUUUUUAUUA
Messenger RNA from Brassica oleracea var. oleracea, 978 nucleotides. RefSeq names its product putative protein TPRXL. The record is from RefSeq and is a predicted model, not a curated record. NCBI's taxonomy places the organism in Eukaryota, Viridiplantae, Streptophyta, Magnoliopsida, Brassicales, Brassicaceae. The coding region runs from base 261 to 950 and encodes 229 amino acids. The transcript is spliced from 2 exons.